Molecule: messenger RNA, 567 nt
Organism: Prunus persica (peach)
Lineage: Eukaryota; Viridiplantae; Streptophyta; Magnoliopsida; Rosales; Rosaceae
Exons: 2
Coding region: 1-567 (188 amino acids)
Source: RefSeq, a predicted model, not a curated record
AUGGCCCCAAAACCCCAAAGAUGUGUGAACUGGAAACCACAAGAAGAUGAGGCAUUGUGCAGAGGGUGGGUUUCUGUCUUUGAAGAUGGGGCUAUUGGCACGAAUCAAUCAAACGACUCAUUUUGGUUGCGUGUGUACCAAAUUUUUUUGAAAAAUGAUCCGGGUAUGAGCGGAGCCGGGGUACAAUCACCGCAAGCUAUUACUUCUCGGUUCAAGAUCAUCAACCAACAAUGUUCUCUUUGGAAGACGUGUAUAACAAAGGCCAAUGCAAGGCAUGUGAAUGGCUCCAAUCUUGAAGAUGUGGAUAUGAAUGCAAAAACACUUUUCUUGAAUGAUAAUAAACCUCCGAAUAGGCCUUUCAAGUUGUAUCAUGCUUGGCAAAUCUUAAAAGAUUGCCCAAAAUGGAACAACCUAUGUGAAUCUCCCACACAAACAUUCAAAGAUUCUUCUCAUAGUGGCAAUACAGUCAAUUUGGAGGAAGAUGAAGAUGAUGUGGUCAUGCCCACUCCAAGGCCGUUGGGAAGAGAUAAACAGAAGGAUGAAAAAAAAGAAAGGGAAAUGUGUUGA